AGUCAGAGCGCAGUGUAAGGCUUAGUGUGUGUGUGUGUGUGUGUGUUCUCAGCUGCCGCGCGCUGUGUUCAGGCGGUGUUUCCUCCCGCGGGUCUGAUUCUGUACAGGACAGGUGCUGUGUGACAUGCGGUGUGUUCUUGAGUGUCACGAUGAGCGUCUCAGAGAGCAAAAGCGCCACAGACGUGUCCUACAUUCUGCAUGUUCAGGUGAGUGCGUCCCUCGGGAAACGUCCGUCCUGCACGGUCAGGGUGCGAAAGGCCACCAGGGCGGCGCUGGUGGUGGAGAGGAUCGCUGAGCUGCUCGAGCUCGACUCGUUACAGCCGUACGAACUGGUGGAGGUGAGGGAAGGCGCAGGGUACGAACAUGUCCUCGGGAUGGACGACUGUCCUGUGGACCGCCUGCUGCUUUGGCCUGAGGGACACGAGGAACAUGGUUACUAUUUUACCUUCCAGCAUGGCAAACACGACACAUCGAGGUGCGAGGACGUGAAGGACCUGUGCGGCCUCGCCGUACUUAACGAGACCAGUAUUCUAGAAACCCUGCGCUGUCGGUUCUACAAGAACCAGAUCUACACAUACGCCAGUAACAUCCUCAUCACCGUCAACCCCUUUAAGUUCCUCCCCAUCUACAACCCCAAGUAUCUGCAGAGAUAUGAGAACUGCAUCCUGGGAAAAGUGGAUCCUCACAUCUUCGCUAUAGCGGACGCAGCGUUCCGCGCCAUGCUGAGCAAACGGACCAAUCAGUGCAUCGUCAUCUCUGGAGAAAGUGGCUCGGGGAAAACGCAGAGCACCAACUUCCUUAUCCACUGCCUGACCGCGCUGAGCCAGAAGGGCUUCACCAGUGGCGUGGAGAGGACCAUCCUAGGAGCUGGACCAGUGCUGGAGGCGUUCGGGAACGCAAAGACGCCGUACAACAACAACUCGAGUCGCUUUGGCAAGUUCAUCCAGGUGAAUUUCCUGGAAGGUGGAAUCGUUAGAGGAGCUACGAUAGAGAAGUACCUCCUGGAGAAAUGUCGCCUCGUGUCCAGGAAGAGCAGCGAACGAAACUAUCAUGUGUUUUAUUACCUGCUUGUUGGAGCGUCUCAGGAAGAAAGAGAAGAAUUUAAACUGUUAGAACCUGAAUAUUAUCACUACCUCAAACAGGAUGAGGCUGAUGUGGACGACGCAGCUGAGAGCCAGAGUGAGUUUAUUCGACUGCAGCAGGCGAUGGAGAUGGUGGGCUUCCUGCCUGCUACCAGGAAACAAAUAUUCUCCGUGCUCUCCGCGAUCCUGCACCUGGGAAAUGUGACGUACGAGACGGGGUCAGACGGAGACGGGGUGACCGUGGGACCUCCAGACGUCCUUCAUACUCUGUCUGAGCUGCUUAAGGUGAGAGAGGAUCUUCUAGUUAAGGCUCUGACUCAGAGGAAAGCUCAGACAGCCAACGACGUCCUCGUGCUGCGCUACAGCCUCAGUGAGGCGAUUACAGCGCGAGACUCGAUGGCUAAAUCUCUGUACAGCUCACUGUUUGACUGGAUCGUCCUCCGCAUUAACUACGCCCUCCUCAACAAGAGAGACAUGGAGGAGGCUGUGCCGUGUCUUUCCAUCGGUGUGUUGGACAUCUUUGGCUUCGAGGAUUUUAAGACCAACAGCUUCGAGCAGUUCUGCAUUAAUUACGCUAACGAGCAGCUACACAACUACUUUAACCAGCACAUCUUUCUUCUGGAACAGAGGGAGUAUACGUCGGAGGGAAUCAGCUGGACCCCAGUGGGCUACACGGAUAACGUUGGCUGCAUCGAUUUGAUCAGUAGGAAGCCCACAGGUCUGCUGUACCUGCUGGACGAGGAGAGCAGUUUACCGCAGGCCACUGAUGGCACGCUCUUGGAGAAGUUUAAACAGCAGCAUCAAGAGAACAAGUUUUUUGUUUCUACAGCGGUUCUGGAGCCUGCCUUCAUCAUCAAACACUACGCCGGCAAAGUUAAAUACCAGAUAAAGGAUUUUAGAGCAAAAAACACGGACCACAUGAGGCCCGACAUCGUGGCUGUGCUCCGCAGUAGUGAGAGAGGAUAUCUCAGGUGGUUAAUCGGCUCAGACCCUGUUGCAGUGUUCAGAUGGGGGAUCCUUCGGGCCACCGUACGCGCAGUAUAUGCCAUUAAAGGGGCGGGGCGACGCUGGGCUUCUGAACAUCCAGUAAGGCGAUACUCCCGUAACACGCUGACGGAGCUGAGAAGACCGAGCUCCGCCAUUGGCCGACUGAUGAGUCAGCAGUCUCUCCUCGAUUUCUCCUUCGACCACUCUGAGGAGAACCCUCUCGAGGUUUUAGAGGACGUUUUCGCUACAUACGAGAAUAAGAAGAAAAGCCGAUCCGGGAGACAGAAACAGAUCAUCCCCAAGAACCUGAUGGACUCUCGCUGCCUGAAGCUCAUCGUGGAUCUGAAUCUUCACAACAGUGACACUCGCUCCUUAUUACACCUGCACAAGAAGAAGAAACCUCCCAGCAUCGGCUCCCAGUACCAGGCGUCCCUGGUGAAGCUGUUGGACACUUUGAGGAGAGCCGAUCCAUUCUUUGUGCGCUGCAUCAGGUCCAAUGCUGAGAAGAGAGAAAUGCACUUUGAUGAUGAGCUCGUCCUUCGACAGUUGAGGUACUCGGGCAUGUUAGAGACGGUCCUGGUCAAGAGAUCAGGUUACGGGGCCAAGUACACUUUCGAGGAGUUCCAAGAUGAAUUCAGGAUCCUGUUGCCGAAACAGUCGUCUUCCCUCCAGGGGGACAUCGAGAAGCUUCUGCUCAGGUCCACAGCAGAUAAGAACAACUUCCAGAUCGGCAAAACCAAGGUUUUUUUGAAGGAGGCGGAGAGACAGAAGCUGCAGGACUUAAUGCACCGGGAGGUGAUGCGGAGGAUCCUCCUGCUGCAGCGUUGGUUUCGGGCGUGUCUCACACGCAAACACUUCCUGAUAAAAAAGCGAGCCAUCAUCAUGGUACAGAGGUCAUGGCGAAGUUAUCGAGUGUCGACGCAGUACAGAGCCGCCUCUGUGAUCCAGAAGGCCUGGAGAGAAUCUCACGAGAGAGCCGAGUACGUGCGCCAGAGAGCGAGUCUGAAGAAACUGCAGCAGCUGAAACGGAGCUCUGAGAACCGCAGGCGUCAGCCAGAGGAGCAAGUAAGUAGGGCGGAAGGUGUUAAGGGCACUUCAGGAAGUGAUGACAUCCGGAACGGGAUGCUGAUGCCACGCCCUGACGGUAAAAUAAGGCCCCUGCCGCCGGUACCGCCCCAAACGUCGGGGGGGAACGAGCAGGUCCAGAACCGGGCCUGCGUCCCGGAGCGCAAAGAGAUAUUUGAGGACGAGGAGACAGACAGACGCACACAGGUCCCUGCGGCUCCGCCCCGUCCCGACCCUCUGACCGACCCGAAAACAGACGACGGACAGGGCAUGCUGACGCUGCAACGCUCCAAACCCGCCAAUAUGAAGGAGAAAGUGGAGAAGUGGAGAGAGAGACGGAGCGACAUUGUGGUUCCAGACAGAACGUACCUCGAGAACCGCAGGAUGAAAGACUUAAAGGCUCGAGGAAUCUCAAUAUCUCUGGAUAAUCUGAGCAAACUCAGCUCAUCUGAUUCAGACAACACGUCUCCGUCUCACCCCGAGGUGACGCUGCGUAGACGCAGACACUCGAGACACAGGCGGCGACUGGCCCACGCUCGCAGCGGCCUCAUGCUGAAAGGCUCGGAUCAGAGUGAGGAUUACUGGAUUUUCCCGCUUCCUCCCUUCAGCCCGGGCGACUCGUUUCGGUCCAGCGCCCCCGUGGUGCUCGAGAAAACCGAGUUUGAUGGAUCAAAGCCGAGUGUGAUUCAGAGCGGGGGUGAAGCCACGCCCUCACAGCAAGUCGCUCCAGAAAGAGGAGGGUUCUUCGGGCGGUAUUUCCCUCUGGGCCACAAGAAGCGUCUCACUCCUCAGGACGGGAACGUGACGAUGGCCAGGACCCUCGCCGAGAGGGAGGAGCACGUUAAGAGGUCGAACAGUAACUCCCCCACGGCUUUGUCUCCGUCCUCACUCAACAAGCGAAAACGUCAGAGCAUUAAGAUCAGCCGCGGGACUCGAGUCCAGGAGCAGAGCACUGACUCCCUUAACCGCCAGGUCACCAACGCUAUGGAGCUACGCCACCUCGACGAGUUCCUGGGAAAUCAGAUGAAUGAUCUACAGUCCAGGGCUAAGUCUCUCUCAGAAACGGAGGUGAUUUUCUUUACGGCCACAACACAGUUCAGAGACACAAUUAAGAGCAUGUACUCGCUCUCGAACCCUCAGAUCAGUUAUCAGGGUCUGCUGCAGGGAUAUAAAACUAAAGUGUCGAGUUUAGCUGCGCAGAAGAAGAAGGACGAGGUGCCUCUGGUGGUGAAUCUGUUCCAGACAGUGCUGGACGGCUUCAUCAGAGCCGAGAUUAAACGCGCCUCAUCAGAGUUCGACCUCAGCAAGCCCACCAAAAAGAUGAAGAGGAUGCGGGAGAACGACAAGUGUCCUGACAGUCCCCUGGAUCACGUGUUCUGUACGUACCAAGUCACCAUCGUUCAGUCAUGUGACAUGUGCGGCUCAUUCAUCUGGGGCAUGGAGAAAGCCUGUAUGUGCAGUGUGUGUAAGAUGGUGUGUCACAGGAAGUGUUUAAGCAAGAUAAUAACACACUGCUCUAAACAUGGGGAGAAGAAGACUGAAGCAAGUAAAGUCACUGUGUACUUUGGGGUGCACUUGCCCACUCUGACCAGCGGGGCGGAGCUGGUACCCUGUGUGCUGGAGAGGAUGUUGGCGCAUGUGGAGAUGAAUGGACUCUACACUGAGGGAAUCUACAGAAAGUCAGGCUCCACCCUCAAGGCUAGAGAACUCCAUCAGCUGCUGAACACAAAUCCUCAGAGUGCCUGUCUGGAUAAUUAUCAGAUCCACACAGUUACAGGUCUGAUUAAGUCCUGGUUAAGGGAGUUACCUGAACCUCUGAUGACCCUGAACCUCUACAACGACUUUCUGUAUGCGGCUGACAUGCCAGAGACCUCAGAGAGACUGAGAGCCAUCUACAGGAAGGUAGAGGAACUUCCUGCUCCGAACUACAGCACGCUGGAGCGUCUCAUCUUCCACCUGGUCAAAGUGGCGAGGGAGGAGACUCAUAACCGGAUGUCUGCUAACGCUCUGGCCAUCGUGUUCGCCCCGUGUGUCCUGCGCUGCCCCGACGUCUCCGACCCGCUGCUCAGCGUCAAAGACCUGCCCAAGACCACGCUGUGUUUGGAGGUGUUGAUCCUGGAACAGAUGAAGCGAUAUGAUGAGAAGAUGAAAGAGAUCCAGCAGCUGGAACACGCCGAGGCUCUGGCAGUAAAACAGCUCACACUGCGUAGACAGAACACGGUGAUGGAGAACCCGCAGGGAAAAGUGGACAUGUCUCGGAUGGACAGCUUGGACAUGGAGAACACGCUGCUAGAGAGAAUCCGUUCCAUAAAGCACGAGAAGAAUAAGCUGGCCUACAUGCUGCCGGACCUGGACGGUUCUGAUAACGACAACCUGGACUGUGAAAGCACAGUGAGCGCUGAGAGUCCUCUCGAGGACAAAAUCACUUACCUUGACUUGGAAGGUCAGCUGAGUGCAAUGGAGCCUCCAAAGCUUCCUGAGGAGAACACUCACAGGCAAGGCAGCGCUCAAACUACGCGUGUCAUCCAAGAUGGCCGCGAGGAUUCAAAACUGAGUGGACGCUUCACUGACCUCGACAUCCCCUUUAUAGAUGAUGACGUUUAGCAUACAGUGCAGUCACUGUACCACCACAGGACACGUGCAAUAUUGUUAGCAUCGUUUACAGACCAGAGUUAGCCAAGUGUACCUAAGCUAACAGUUUCCUUUGAGCUCAUUUACAUAUUUGUGUUGAGAUUUUGCCAGAGGCUGUCGCCUUGGUUAGGAUUAAGCGAAGUGUUUCCCCAGACAGGAUAGCAGGAGCUAAAUCUAAUAGCUAGCUAAUUGUUGAAAUAAUUAUUAAAGUAACUAAUAUUCAAUAAAAAAUGCCCUAACAACAUUAUUCACAAAGAACCUUCUGGACUGUUAGAACAUGAACUGAUUGUUUGCCAACUGCUAGCUAGCAUUUGUUAGUUAGUGAGCUAGCUAAACAGAGCUACAGACGAGCAGUGGGAAUGUUUCUUGGUGCGCUACGGCUAAUCCGUUAAAGGAGAGUUACCUCACGCUAGCAGUAAAGACAAAAUGAAAAACUUUACUUUUUUAAAAAUGAAAUUCCUGCAGAAACGCGCUAAUAUUGCUAACGUCACUACGCAGCAAACACACCAGGGAACACUUUAAAUGUGAGGGAAUGAGAUUAUUCAAUUAGAGUUUUAAUAAAGCGUAAAUGUUGUGUGUGUGUGUGUGUGUGUGUAUAUAUAUAUAUAUACACAGGGGUUUUAGAGCAGACACCAGACGCUCUUCCUGUGUAGAAAUCCUCACACUCGUCUGUUUGGUUUUUUUUUAAUAAAAGUUCGCAUUCUACACUCACACUGCGUCUUAAAUCACACACUCGCGCUACUGAGCGCUAACGCUAACCAUGACUCCUGAUACAGGUAGUGUUUGAGCUGUAAAUUCCUCUCAGGUCACCUUCACACACUCUCUCCUCCUGAACGCGUGUGUUUUGUUCUCCAGCCUGCCGGUGAUAAGGCCGAGGUCACGGGGACGAGAAAACGUUUUGCUCCGAAACCUGACGAGCAGGAUGUUUCACAUGCCUCUGAAAUCAUCAGUGUAUUCUGUAAAGGACACACACACACAUACACACAGAGUACAGCGUUCACACGUUACCAGGACGCGGCGGAGGCUGGAGGAUCGCUCCCUGACCUUAAGAACUCCUCUGAUUGUGUUUGUUGCGUAACGACGUCACCAGCGACGCGACUUCCUGUUUCAUAUUGUAUUAUUUCACUCCUCUGAGCAGAGUGUGUUUAAUGACAGAUUACUGAACAAAGUCUCAGAGUGGGGGUCAGAGUUUAUACUGAGUGUGUGUUCCUCAGGUGUUACUAUUAGAGCUCGUACAAGUUUAUUAAGAAAAAGAGAACGUUUUAAUGAAACAGAUUAGAGUCGGAAUGUUCGUCUGUCUAUCAUUAUUAUAAAAAAUAAUGAUGUCCUGUGAGUGUGUGUGAGUGUGUGUGUGUGAGAAUAUCAUCUAUCCUUGAGCUUCUUUCUCUUUGGUGUGUUAAGUUUAAUCCACAAACAUCUGUAAAUUCAUCUCCCUCUUCCUCUCUCUCUCUCUUUCUCUGUAUAUUAUGGAAAAUAAAUCUUUGUAGCGUCA
Molecule: messenger RNA, 7257 nt
Organism: Clarias gariepinus (North African catfish)
Lineage: Eukaryota; Metazoa; Chordata; Actinopteri; Siluriformes; Clariidae
Gene: myo9b
Product: myosin IXb
Exons: 41
Coding region: 150-5738 (1862 amino acids)
Biological process (GO): intracellular signal transduction
Cellular component (GO): myosin complex
Molecular function (GO): GTPase activator activity; ATP binding; protein binding
Source: RefSeq, a predicted model, not a curated record